Molecule: messenger RNA, 3105 nt
Organism: Erythranthe guttata (spotted monkey flower)
Lineage: Eukaryota; Viridiplantae; Streptophyta; Magnoliopsida; Lamiales; Phrymaceae
Gene: FTIP1
Product: C2 calcium/lipid-binding plant phosphoribosyltransferase family protein
Source: RefSeq, a predicted model, not a curated record
UUUUCAUAAUGAAAAUGAAAAAUGAAAAUCACAAUGCUAAUAUUACCAAAAAGGUGUAAACUUGUUCAAGAUUUGGAAAUUAGGGCAUAUAAAUAAAAUUGGGUGCAUUUACAGAUUUAGAGUAGUAGUAAACAAAUCCCAAAGAAUCUCUGUACACAGACUUUCAAGUACCAAAAGAGAAGCUUUGUCAUGAUAGAUGGGGCAUUAGAACCAGCUUUAGUGGGAAUAUUUGAAACCUUUUUCCCCCUCUUUUCCUCCAUUAAGUAUUAUUAAUUAAUUAAACAUCACCAUUAGUGGCCAACUUAUAAUAUAAACAAAGCAAAUUCUUUUCUACAUUACCCUUUCAAUCAAACAUAAGCUCAUUACACACUCUCUUCACAUAGUGUUUGUGUUGUGUGCUUUGUUUUGUGAGGUAUAAAAUUCUCCCAUAUAUUUUGAAAGAAACAAAACCAUCAAGAAAAUUCCGAGUAUGAACCCUCAAGAUGACUACAAGAUCAAAGAAACGAAGCCGCAGCUCGGCGAGCGGUGGCCGCACGGCGGGGCCCGAGGUGGCUUAUGGUGGACCGGCAGUGAGAGGAUCACAAGCACCUACGACCUUGUCGAACAGAUGUACUAUCUCUAUGUACGUGUGGUCAAAGCUAAAGACCUUCCCACAAACCCGGUUUCGGGGAGCUGCGAUCCUUACGUAGAGGUCAAACUCGGAAACUACAAAGGCAAAACUCAGCGUUUCGAGAAGAAAACGAAUCCGGAAUGGAAACAAGUUUUCGCAUUUUCGAAAGAAAAAAUUCAAUCUUCGGUUCUUGAAGUUUUUGUAAGAGACAGAGAGAUGGUCGGGCGAGAUGACUAUCUCGGUCGAGUAGUGUUUGAUAUGAACGAGGUUCCUACGCGGGUCCCGCCAGAUAGCCCUUUGGCCCCACAGUGGUACAGGCUGGAGGAUCGUAAAGGCGAAAGCAAGCUCAGAGGUGAAGUAAUGGUGGCUGUUUGGAUGGGUACUCAAGCUGACGAGGCGUUUCCCGAGGCGUGGCAUUCUGAUGCUGCUUCCGUGCAUGGUGAAGGGGUUUUCAGCGUUCGGUCGAAGGUGUACGUUUCGCCUAAACUGUGGUACCUUCGUGUCAACGUGAUCGAGGCGCAGGAUGUGGAGUCGGAAGACAAAAGUCAACUCCCGCAGGUGUUUGUGAAAGCUCAAGUUGGGAAUCAGAUACUCAAGACUAAGCUCUGCCCUAAUCGGACAACGAAUCCGUUUUGGAAUGAGGAUUUGAUUUUUGUAGCGGCCGAGCCUUUUGAGGAGCAAUUGGUAAUUACGGUUGAAAAUAAAAUCGCACCGUCGAAAGACGAACUUGUGGGAAGGAUAAGUUUGCCUUUGCAUGUUUUCGAGAAACGAUUGGAUCACCGCCCGGUGCACACACGUUGGUUCAACCUCGAGAGGUUCGGAUUCGGUGUUCUAGAAGGUGACAGAAGAAAAGAGCUGAAAUUUUCGACUAGGGUUCAUAUUCGAGCAUGUCUCGAAGGUGGAUAUCAUGUUCUUGAUGAAUCCACUAUGUAUAUAAGUGACCAAAGGCCCACAGCUAGGCAGCUGUGGAAGCAGCCAAUCGGAAUCCUCGAACUCGGAAUCUUGAGCGCAAACGGGCUUUUACCGAUGAAGAUUAAAGACGGGCGAGGGUGCACCGAUGCUUACUGUGUGGCGAAGUACGGACAAAAAUGGGUUCGGACAAGAACCAUAGUCGAAAGCCCGAGCCCGAAAUGGAACGAGCAGUAUACGUGGGAGGUUUACGAUCCGUGCACCGUCAUCACUUUAGGUGUCUUCGACAACUGCCACCUAGGCACGCCUGCAAGCGGGCCCGCAAAUGACACGAGAAUCGGUAAAGUGAGGAUUAGGCUCUCGACUUUGGAAACAGACAGGAUCUACACGCAUUCUUAUCCGCUCCUCGUACUUCAACCGUCCGGCCUGAAAAAGACGGGCGAGCUCCAGCUGGCGUUUAGGUUUACGUGUUUGUCUUUAGCACACAUGGUGUAUCUAUACAGCAGGCCUUUGCUGCCGAAGAUGCAUUACUUGCAGCCAUUCACGGUAAGCCAGGUGGACAGCUUGAGGUACCAGUCGAUGAAUAUCGUGGCUUCGAGACUGGCUCGAGCCGAGCCGCCUUUGAGAAAGGAGGUGGUCGAGUACAUGCUGGACGUGGAUUCGCACAUGUGGAGCAUGAGGCGAAGCAAAGCGAAUUUCUUUCGGAUUGUCUCAUUGUUUUCGAAUUUGAUUUCGAUGAGUAAAUGGCUCGGUGAAGUUUGUCAAUGGAGGAAUCCGAUUACUACUGUAUUGGUUCAUGUUCUGUUCUGUAUACUGAUUUGCUACCCGGAGCUGAUUUUGCCGACGGUGUUUCUGUACAUGUUCUUGAUCGGCGUGUGGAAUUUUAGGUUAAGGACGAAGAUUCCGCCGCAUAUGGACACGAAGCUGUCAUGGGCGGAGGCGGUGCACCCAGACGAACUGGACGAGGAGUUCGAUACUUUCCCGACAUCGAAAGCGCAGGAUGUUGUAAGAAUGAGGUAUGACCGGUUGAGGAGUGUGGCGGGGAGGAUACAGACGGUGGCGGGUGACGUGGCAACGCAGGGAGAGAGGUUUCAGUCGCUGCUGAGCUGGAGGGAUCCGAGGGCGAGCAGUAUUUUUGUGGGUUUUUGUCUUUUCGCGGCGGUGGCGCUUUACGUGACGCCGUUCAAGAUUGUGACGCUUUUGGUGGGGUUGUUUUUGCUCAGGCAUCCCAGGUUUAGGAGCAAGAUGCCGUCGCCGCCUAGCAGUUUCUUCCGGCGGUUGCCGGCCAGGGCUGAUAGCAUGCUGUGAAAUGUUGGGCCCUCGCCUUUUUCGGCAAAGAGUGAGUCCCUCUCUCUCUCUCUCUCUCUAUAUAUAUAUAUAUAUAUAUAUAUAUAUAUGUAUUUUUUUACUUGAUGAUUUGAUCUUGCUGCAAGAUGUUUACACACUUAAAAUAUGAUUUCUAGGCUCAUUGUUUGGUAUUUUCAAAGCCUGUUACAUUGGUUAUAUGUGUAAUUCAUGGAUACCUUAGGGGUUAGAUUGUAAUUUUCUCCCGAAAAAUGACCCUUGAAACUCAUUUUUUACCCCUA